Molecule: messenger RNA, 1471 nt
Organism: Olea europaea var. sylvestris
Lineage: Eukaryota; Viridiplantae; Streptophyta; Magnoliopsida; Lamiales; Oleaceae
Product: malonyl-coenzyme:anthocyanin 5-O-glucoside-6'''-O-malonyltransferase-like
Exons: 1
Coding region: 26-1381 (451 amino acids)
Source: RefSeq, a predicted model, not a curated record
CUUCAAUUUAUUGGGUUCAACUCCAAUGACAACUCUGCUGGAACACUUCGAAGUCCAACCUGCCCCUAACGGGGUAACUGAACUAAAAUUACCUUUAACAUUUUUCGACAUGCCAUGGUUGUAUUUUCAUUCGAUUCAACGGCUUUUAUUCUACGAAUUCCCGUGUUCCAAAGCCCAUUUCUUGGAAACCAUCGUCCCAAAUCUCAAAAAAUCACUCCCUCUCACUCUCAGACAUUACAUUCCGCUAGCGAGCAACAUAUUGUAUCCUCUAAGAGAUGGAAAGCCCGUGUUCCGUUACGUUGUUGGGGACUCUGUUCGUCUCACUGUAGCCGAGACCAACGACGACUGCAACAAUCUUACUGCAAAUUAUGUACGAGAUGCUGAUCAGUUCUAUGCUUUCGUUCUUCCAUUGCCACCACCUAAAGACGAACCCGAGUACAAAAUAAUCCCGGUUUUCUGUCUACAGUUAACGUUGUUUCCUAACCGUGGCGUAUGUAUUGGUUUUACCAACCAUCACGCUAUAGGCGAUGCGAGUUCAAUCGUGGGCUUUAUAAAGGCAUGGGCUUCUAUAAACAAAUUCAGUGGAGAUUCACAGUUUAUUGAAGAUAUUUCCCUGCCACUUUACGAUAAAUCGGUCAUCAAAGAUCCCCGUGGAAUCGCAGAUAUAUACUGGAACCAGUUGAAGAAUGUUAAGUUACAAUCUCUGUCGUUGCAUUUACCUACAAAUAAGGUUCGGGCCACGUAUAUUCUCCAUGAAGCUGAUAUCAAGAAACUCAAAGAUUCAGUUUUGGCUCGAAAGCCUGGUUUAGUUCAUCUUUCAUCUUUUGUGGUCACGACGGCCUACGUUUGGACUUGUUUCGUGAAAUCGGGGCCUGCUAGUGGGGAGCAAGUUGACGCAGAUGAGCCUGAAUACUUUGCUUUUGCUGCUGAUGGCCGAACUCGUACAGAUCCACCUGUGCCUGCUAAUUACUUCGGCAACUGCCUUGGAGGUGGAAUAGUGCGAAUCCAGCACCAGAAGUUGAUGAUUAAAGACAGUUUUUUCGUGGCAGCUGAGGCAAUCUCAGAGAUCAUUCGAAUAAAGGUGAACAACAAAGACGAAAUCUUUAAAGAAGCUGAGAAUCUGUUGACGAAUUUUAAAGAACUGAUGGGGAAACGAGCGCUUUCGGUAUCUGGUUCGCCUAAGUUCGACCUAUAUAAUGCGGAUUAUGGAUGGGGAAGGCCAAAAAAGUUAGAGACUCUGUCUAUUGAUGGAGAUAAUUCCAUUUCGUUGUGCAAAUCCAGGGAUUCGGAAGGAGGUUUGGAAGUUGGUUUAUCUUUGUCCAAAACGAAAAUGGAUGCUUUUGCAGUGAUUUUCGCCAAUGGCCUAAGGGAGCUCGAUUAAAAAUGUUGACUCGACAUUAUUAAGAAAGAAUCUUGUUUACUGAAUUGUUGAGUACUUAUUGUAUUAAAUAUAUCUUUUGUUUGUUUUCCA